AUGGAGGUUAAAACCAAUCUUCCUUGGGUCGAAAAGUACAGACCAAAAAAACUCGACGAACUCGUUGCUCAUGAAGAAAUUGUCAAAACUCGUAGGUUUUUUCAUUUAUCCUUUGAACAAAUUAGUCCUAAUUCGAAUAGUACUAUAGAAGAAAUGUUAUCUUAGUUAAUUUCAGUGAGCCGAUUUAUCGAAAAUCGCACGCUCCCUCAUUUGCUGUUCUAUGGUCCGCCCGGUACAGGAAAAACGACGACUAUUUUGGCCGCAGCGCGAAAGAUGUACUCGACGGCAGACUACCGUUCUAUGGUUUUGGAAUUAAAUGCUUCGGAUGAGCGAGGAAUCGACGUCGUGAGGUUUUAUCAAAGUUUAAUGCAUUAUAAAGUUGAUUUUUUAAGAAAUACAAUUGUGACUUUUGCUCAAACAAAGUCACUCGUCAACUUCCGAGCAGACGAAUCUAAAGUUCCUUUCAAACUCGUUGUUUUGGACGAAGCUGAUUCCAUGACAAACGACGCUCAAAACGCUCUCAGAAGGUUUGGCCUCUAUCAGUUCACUAUUACAUCCAUUUUUUUAGAAUUAUUGAAAAAUACACCGACAAUGCUCGUUUCUGUAUCAUUUGCAAUUUCUUAUCUUCCAUCAUUCCGGCUAUUCAAUCAAGGCAACUUUUUUUCUAAAGCUUUUUGAACUCCUUCCGUUUAUUUUUCAGAUGCACUCGUUUCCGUUUCGCUCCAUUAGAGUUGAGCUUAAUUGUUCCUCGUUUACAAUACGUGGUUCGUGCUGUGUUUUUGGAGUUUUUGGUCAUAUUUGAGUUGAGGUGGAUAGGGAAAACCUGAAAAUGACAGAAAAUGGGAAAAACGCCCUUCUGGCAAUAUCCAACGGCGAUAUGCGGUCUGUUUUGAAUACCUUACAGGUUAUUAUAUUCUUUUUCCAUAGUCAUACUUUUUUUUUAUUCAGAGCACUUCGAUGGGGUUUGACGAAAUCAACGAAAACAACGUUUAUCAGUGUGUGGGCCAGCCGACACCUGUAGAAAUAAAAGAAGUCUUGAAAGUUUUGCUGAACGAGCCUGCGAAGUAUUGCAUUGAAGGUGAAGGCCGUUUCUCAUUUCUCUCGACAUUUAUUUUCUUUCCAGAGCUUCGCAGGAAAAUCAUCUCAGGUUUCGCUCUUCAAGACAUUAUCACACACAUUCACGACCUCGUCUGCCAGUUGGACAUCCCUAAUGAGGUGACAAUCUUUUAAUAAUUGCUUCUAUGAGUUUAAGUUUAAGGAAGGAAGAAAGUUCCAGAUUUCAAGGGGAUGUUUUAGGCGAUGUGCGAGAUCAUAAAUGGUCUGGCCGACGCCGAGGAAAAUCUUUCGACGGGAUGUUCGAAUCAUUUGCAAGUGGUCGGCGUCGUCGCGGCCUUCUUCAGAGCUCGCGAAAUUGUUUCCUCUUAUUCCAAGAAAUGACAAAGAUCUCAAAGCUUGUCACAUUGCUACCUCCUGAAAAUGAAUUUCCAUUCUUUUGUUGGUCAUGUUUUCUACCGGUCAAAAUCCGAAAAGUUCGUUCUUCUUUGUUUUCGGCUGUUUUAUGGAAACGAAUUACCUGAGUUCAGAUGCAACAAAACAACCCAAAUCCAAAUCAGCAGGUUUCUUCGAUUAUCAUCCCGAUAUAACUUUACUUAAGAUUCCACCUACACAUUUUGGCGGCGUUCAACAUCCAGCCAUGGCCUACUACGCUCCAAAUCAUCGUAAUAACUAUUUAUAUUUCUGCAGUGUUUCAUGAUCGAAUAAGAACUCAAACUUUAUAUAUACCAAGAAAAAUUCGCAUUUUAUAGCGAUGGCUUAUCCUGGAAUGCCGAUGCCAGGAGGGCCAAUGCAAGGCGGACCAAUGCAAGGUGCACCGAUGCAAGGAGGACCUAUGCCAGGCGGACCGAUGCAAGGUGCACCAAUGCAAGGAGGACCAAUGCAAGGAGGACCAAUGCAAGGUGCACCAAUGCAAGGAGGACCAAUGCAAGGUGCACCAAUGCAAGGAGGACCAAUGCAAGGUGCACCAAUGCAAGGGGGACCGAUGCAAGGAGGAAUCCCCCCGAACAUGGUCUACCAACAACCUGGUUUUUUUUUUUCGAUAACUUACUUUUUGAUUUUUUUUUUUUCUCUUCUUCUUCUUCUUCUUCUUCUUCUUACGCCUUUGUACCGCUUGAGCGGCGUCGGCGCCCCAAGUCGAUUAGCCGAUGUCCUAUCCUGAUGAUAAUCAGUGGACUGGCUCCAGUGACAUAUCCGUCCUUGUGUGUGACGGCUGGGGAUUUUGAAGUCGUUGUUUCCCACUACCAACAUUUCUUAAACCCCUUGUUUGGGUCGGGGCGGGGAUCGAACUUGUGUUUUUUUUUUGUGUUUGAGGAGCUCGUGUGUAUUUUUUUGUGUUUGAGGAGCUCGUGUGUAUCCGGGAAUGCACGGAUUUGCCCCAGGAAACAUGCCGUAUCCCACAAACGUUUACCAUCAACACUAUGCGGCUGGUCAGUGGAUAUGCCAUGAAUCAUUUAUCUCAUUUCUCCGAUUUCUUAUCAUUAAACUCUAGGUGUUCACCCUUGGGUUCAUAAUCCUAUGGCUGAACAACAUGCAGCUCCGACGAAAGCAGCUGCGCCCAAUUUCGAUCCAACGGUCGCGGAGUGAGCUUUUUUAUAAGUAACCGGAACCAUAGAUGGGCACGUACAAAACUUUGUCAUGCCGGGAGAAAGGGUUGGCUUAUAGAAAGUUUGGAAAAUUAGGAAUAGAAUCAACUUUCAACCUCCGAGAGGUUUUUCGGUCACAAUAAUCCAAGUUUGAGCCUUAGAGAAGUAGUAUUAAUUUUAGUUUAAAAAUACUUGGAAGGAGGGCCUUCAAAAUGGUCUGCCCAUGUAUGAUCGAAACGGAUAAAAAUUCCAAGUUUUUCAAAAUGAAGGGUUUGGCCAAUUUCGCUUUUUUAAAAUCGAUAUUUUAUGAGAAAAAAGUUCAGUUUAUUGAAAAAACACAUUUAUCUGUUCCUGUUAUUCAUAUGAAAUUGAGAAGUUUAUAUGUGAAACAUUUUGAAACGUUCCCUGUCCUAAUAUGUGAAGAUAAAAGCUAUCGUUCCAAUCUCGAAUAAAUUUUUUCGUUGAGAAGUUACCUGGCGCAGCAGCCGCAGCAGGGGCCGAGCACUUCGACGAGUCAAUCGCUUCUGACGGCGCCUUUGUACCAACAAAUGCCGCAUUCAGUUUCCUCGAACCACAGUGGCAAUACAAGUUCUUCACAGCAGAAACCUGUUAGCUAUAUCCAUUUUCAUCUCUUCUAUGGAAUAUUUCAGGAGGUAGCGGAUCAAAUUUAUCCCUCAAACAUCGCUCAAAAUUGUUCAAACUUCAGCGUUUAUGAGCUUUGUAUCCUGGGAAGGGAGUUAGUGCACGAGCUCUCGGCCAGGUCUUUUUGGGGGUUUUUUUGAGCUGAAGAGAUUUUCAGGACUUCUCAGCUAUGCAAUUCUACUAAGAAAAUGACAGAGAAAAGGGAUAAACGGUUGCCGACGCCGGCCGACGAAGCUGAAUACUUGAUGGAGCAAUGUCAAAAUGUAUUGGAGAGAUUAGUUGAAAUACGGUAGGUAUUCAAUUUUGAUAAAAGAUAUUAUUUCAAGAGUUACAGGUUGUUGAUUGAGGAAAAGGGGAAUCCGACUCAUAGGCUAUCGAUUGAAGACUACAUCGCUAAAGUUGGCUUGAAGAAAGAGGAAGAAAAAGAAGAAAAAGAAACCGACGAAUCGGAUCGGGUGCUCCGCAACGGCAAGAUGAUCACGAAGGACUUGCAGGAGAAGUACCGCGUUUUCGAAGCCAACAAGUUUCUCCUUCUUAUUUUCAAAACAAAAAUUUUGGCUUCAGAGAAAUUCUGCAAAAACUGAGCUGCGACUUGAAAAUGUUCGAGUUUGUAGCGCUGUUGGGCGAUCCUAGCAGAGUGAAACGAGUCGACAAAACGACUUCUUUUGUCCCGCCUCCUAAAGAACCCAUUUAG
This is a messenger RNA of Caenorhabditis auriculariae, 3975 nucleotides long. Lineage: Eukaryota; Metazoa; Nematoda; Chromadorea; Rhabditida; Rhabditidae. The record is from the annotation of a GenBank genome assembly.